AUGACUCGAGGGGAUCUAAACCACCGGCAGUCUGUCCAUGCCGCUGCAAGUCACAAAGAUGCUCGAGUGAAGAUGGGGGACUGGAACUUCCUGGGUGGGAUCUUGGAGGAGGUCCACAUCCACUCCACGAUGGUGGGCAAGAUCUGGCUGACCAUCCUCUUCAUCUUCCGCAUGCUGGUGCUGGGGGUGGCCGCCGAGGACGUGUGGAACGACGAGCAGAGUGACUUCAUCUGCAACACGGAGCAGCCCGGUUGCCGCAACGUCUGCUACGACCUGGCCUUCCCCAUAUCACUCAUUAGAUACUGGGUACUACAGGUGAUCUUUGUGUCGUCUCCCUCUCUGGUUUACAUGGGCCACGCGUUGUACCGUCUGCGAGCACUGGAGAAGGAGCGGCAGAAGAAGAAGAUAGCACUGCGGCGGGAACUGGAGGAAGUGGACCUAGAGAAGGCGGAGGUGCGUCGGCGUAUCGAGCGGGAGAUGCGUCAGCUGGACCAGAGCAAGCUGAACAAGGCCCCGCUGCGCGGCUCGCUGCUCCGCACCUACGUGGCCCACAUCCUGAUGCGCUCGGCUGUGGAGGUGGGCUUCAUGACCGGCCAGUACGUGCUCUACGGCUUCCAGCUGGAGCCGCUCUUCAAGUGUGAGCGCGAGCCCUGCCCCAACGCCGUGGACUGCUUCGUGUCCCGGCCCACCGAGAAGAGCGUCUUCAUGGUCUUCAUGCAGUGCAUCGCCUUCAUCUCCCUCUUCCUCAACAUACUGGAGAUCAUGCACCUCGGAUACAAGGCACUCAAGAAGGGAAUAUUGGAUAUUUACCCACACCUCCGGGAUGAUGUAGAUGACAGCUAUUACCCCACCAGUUACAAGAAGGACUCGGUGGUGCCUCAGGUGGCCAUGGCUGUGGGGAGGAAGUCCACUCUGCCCUCUGCACCCGGUGGCUACAACCUGCUGAUGGAGAAACCCCCGGCCGUCGACGCCUCGCCCCCCUACCCCUCCAUCAUCACCUCCCAGUCCGCCUUCAUCCCCGUGAAGGGUGGAGGGGGGGCAGACGCCACGGGAGGCAACCUCAAGAGCGCCCUCCCCGACGCCCCUAAGGAGUCGGCACAUAGCCCCACGGAGUACAACAGCAACUCCAACAACACCAGCAGCGAGACUCGCUCAGGGCCCAGCAACUCUGUUACGCCACCCAAGCCAGACGACGGGGAGGACCAGGCACACCUCCCCCCACAUGAUGAGGAGAAGGAGAGGGAGAGAGAGAAGGAGAGGGAGAGGGAGAGGGAGAGGGAGAGAGAGAGGGAGAGGGAAAGGGAGAGCCCGGAGUCCCCGCGUCUCCCACGUGACUCCUCCCAUUCCUCCUGCCCCACACUGCCCGUCAGCGCCAUCAAGAAGCCAUGGAAGGUGACGGCGCCCUGGCACUGUUCCACGGUCGUCGAGGGCAACACCUCAGAGGGGGACUCGUUUGGGAGCGUGCCUAAAGGCCGGGCGUCGGUUGGGGUGGGCGGUGCUGGUGGCGUGCGGGGCAGAGCGGGCUCCAGGUCUAAAAGGCAAAGCAGGCCAUGCACACCAGACUCCAUCGAGGAGAGCAGCUCCGAGUCCAGGGCCAGCCCCAUGCCCAUGUCCCCGCGACGCACCUCUGUAGCCAGCAGCUCCAGCAGCCGUCGAAACGCCCCCACGGACCUGCAGAUAUGA
Engraulis encrasicolus (European anchovy) is the source of this 1683-nucleotide messenger RNA. RefSeq names its product gap junction protein alpha 9a (gene gja9a). Gene Ontology annotation, biological process: cell-cell signaling. Gene Ontology annotation, cellular component: connexin complex. The coding region runs from base 1 to 1683 and encodes 560 amino acids. The transcript is spliced from 7 exons. Lineage: Eukaryota; Metazoa; Chordata; Actinopteri; Clupeiformes; Engraulidae. Gene Ontology annotation, molecular function: gap junction channel activity. The record is from RefSeq and is a predicted model, not a curated record.